UCGCGAUAUCGGUGGAGUGGUUGACGGGCAGUCGAGGUUGCAGCAGGCUGAGGGAGACGGUGGAAGGUAAGCAGGGAGGCAGCAUCAUGGCGGACAGAGACAGUGGUAGUGACCAGGGAGGACUGGCCACAGGCCCCGGCUUGCUGCCUCCGGGCGCGAUGGGCGCCGCGGCAAGACUGCAACACGACACCGAGGAGCUCGCAUCGAAGCGAGUCGACAUCCAGAAUAAGCGCUUCUACCUUGACGUGAAGCAAAAUGCGAAAGGCCGCUUCCUAAAGAUAGCCGAGGUCGGAGCUGGGGGAAAUAAGAGCCGCCUUACUCUAUCUAUGUCAGUGGCAGUGGAAUUCCGCGACUAUCUCGGAGACUUCAUCGAACAUUACGCUCAGCUGGGCCCAAGCAACCCUGACAUGGUGCAAGAUGAACCCCGGAGGGCCCUCAAGAGCGAAUUUCUAGUACGAGAGAAUCGCAAAUAUUACAUGGAUCUGAAAGAGAACCAGAGGGGGCGGUUCCUCAGGAUCCGUCAGACCGUUAAUCGGGGGCCCGGAUUGGGAAGCGCACAAGGCCAGACCAUCGCACUUCCAGCACAGGGACUUAUCGAGUUUCGCGACGCUUUGGCCAAACUCAUCGAUGAUUACGGUGUGGACGAGGAUCCGGCCGAAUUGCCUGAAGGCACAUCGUUAACUGUUGACAACAAGCGUUUUUUCUUCGACGUGGGUUCCAACAAGUACGGGGUGUUCAUGCGGGUCAGCGAGGUGAAGCCUACCUACCGAAACUCCAUUACGGUUCCGUGCAAAGUGUGGUCCAAAUUCGGCAACACGUUCUGUAAAUAUACAGAGGAGAUGAGAAAGAUCCAGGAACGGAGUAGAGAGAAACGGGCCUCUGAACUCCUACCAGAGGGCCAACAUGGUGACGACGGGGACGAUGAUUGAUGGAUUACCGGCUAGAGCAGAAAUAGAUAGGCCCAAAUGGGCUAACAACAAACAACACAAACUUUAUAAUCAGACUUUUACUGUAAAAUAAAGAGAGAAUUCCAAGGGAAUCAUCCCACACACAACCUUCAAAGACUGGCAGUACUAUUUCGUCACUCAUACCUGGAUGUCACCCACUUACCAACCAUUUUAACAACGAGGCCGUCAGAUCAUGUCCUCUAUAACAGCAGCAGCAGCACUUCUAAUGUGAGCAUGGAUAGUCAUCGGGACCCAGAUCUUCUGUGGUUAUUGAUCUGGAUUUCGUCUAUCAGAUAGCAUUAAAUUAAUUUAAAUAGAAUGUGUUGAAUGGAAGAGUAAUUAAGUUGAAUAGGGACUCGGUCAUAUUUAUACGCAUUCAAUCCUGUCUGAUUGGUGAAAUCCGGAUAACUUUCGAAAAACUGGGCCCAGAGAUGUGGGGUUGAGUCUGUCCACCUCUUGCACCAUGUCAAAACAGAUGGUUUGUAACUGGGAUGUUUACAUUGUCAGUGGAUGGGGAUGAGAAGAUGGAUGCCCUGAGAGCCCCAUCUGAGGUCAUCUGGAUGUAGGCUAAAGGCCAAGGCAGUAUCUAUCUAUGGUGCUAAAGCCCCAAUAUUAUGAAACUUAGAUCGGGCUUAUCGGUCUAAUUUGUCACUUUGCAUUAUUUUAUUUCUCAAAGUUACUCUCCAAGUUAUGUUGUCUGAGCAGCAGUCUUCGCCUACACGGGAUGAUGACAGUGACGACAUUACAUUAUAGUGUGCAAUAUUGCACGUUGCAUAUUGUAUGUUGUAUAGACAAAAAAGAAAAGCAUGAGACUGAAUUCUGAAUUAUUAAUGAAAUGUGAAGUCUUCUGUCAGCACAAGUAGGAUUUUCCAUAACUUUCUUAUCUGGUAACUACAAUGUUUUUCGGUGAGUGUAGACACAUUUCUGGUGUUCCUCUUUCCACAGAAUCACUACAGUGACAUCUCCCGCUACUUCCCCCUUCACAAAUCAUCAGGGCAACCUACUCUGUCAUCGAUUUGUAGACGUUGAGUAAUUUUUACAAAACCUUUCUCCUUCCAUCCUGGUGUAGUCUAUGGAAGUGGAAAGUUCAGAUACUACUCAACCAUUCUGCCAGUUACCAGUCACCACUCCGACAGUAAAUAAAAUGCCAUAGAGCUUCAAUUUCUUUAAGCGUCGAUGAACAAUCAGUCCACUAGGUUAACCGUCCGACAACCAGGCGGAUUUAGUGCAUCAGUGAGGUGCUCAGAUUAGCUCAACAGACAGUAACCUACUGCCCUGUGCCGCGCUGCCCUAAGGCUGGCACGAUUUUCAAGUCAGGAGGAGCAGUUGUAGAUAGGUGUGCUAUAAUUCCACCAGACUGUUGGAGUUAGAAGUGUAUUAAAGAAGGACGGAGAUAUGUGGGGAUCUUUAUAGGCAUCCUACUAUUAGUCUCCCACCUUCGGAAUAUGAUAUUCCCUGCCACUGCCCUAGUGUCACAGAGCCUCUAUCUUCACCGAGGACAGUUUACCUGCUGCAUUCUGCCCCACACAUAUAGAACACAUUUGAGAUCAGAACUCCUGUCACACCUGUACUAUCGCUGUGAAAAAUCCAGUGCUCUUUCUACACAGUACAGGGCUGACAUGAAUCAGGUCUUGAAUAUGACAUAUAAAGACAGGAAACUCAAUACGCAUUUCUGCCACUCUCACUGGCCAAUCCUGAAGAAGCUACUCAUUAAGUUUGCACUUCACGUUUGUAUCUCUCGCUCUGUAAAACGCAAGUGUGUGAGAAAAAAACAAAAGCAAAGCAAAAGUUCUUAUUUUUGUCAAUUUAAAAGGUGCUACUUGGUCCGUUCUUAUUCCGGAGAAGAGUGGUUAUGUGUACUAGAUUCUAGAACACUGCCUAUUAUAAAAAAGUGUUUGGUCAGAACCAACUGCCACAGUCCUAAGUGGAUGACUUCGCCAUGUUGCUCACAUUGCACAGUUAAUCAAUGAGGCACAAAAUGGAGGUCAGGUGUUUUUGUCCCAGAAUCAAAAUCUGCAGUGUGUUGAUGGAAACUGUGCAACAGCAUGGUUCAAUAUAACAUGGGUGAUGGUGGUAGUGAUGGUGCUUGUGCGGUUUGAAUCAGAGAGAUGUCUUUAAAUGUAUUAAUUAUUAGAGGUGCUUUGUUCUUACUUGUACUAGUACUUAAUUAACAGUGGGAAUGUGUAUUCUCUGACCAGUGAUCUUAACAACCGCUGCAUGACCAUGGGUUUUGCAGACUCUACCAGUACCCUGGGAACUCCAUGUUCCUAGCCAAUAUCUAAGGAGGUCCUCUAGAAUCCCUCCCACUAGAAUUCCAAAACAGAUUCUAACUUUCAUUCUACCAAGCUGUUCAAGCGUUUUUUUUCCUUCAGAUCAACUGAAACCAUUUGUUAUUAUGCCGCUAUAACUUUUUGCAGGUCCUUCAAUAUUCAACCAAUCACACUCAAACAGUCUAUAAUGAGGAGCGAGGCCAAUCACAACCUUUUGUGAAGCCAACAGUCAUUUUGACCAUCAUUAGCUCAGAACACAUUAUGUUUUGCACAUACAAACGCAGAGUUCAUAUAUGCAGACUGUAUAGGUUACUGUUAUGUACAGGGAGAAGACACUGUGAGAAGUGUUUUGUAAAGUCAAUGAGGAGGUUGUAGGUCAAUGCACAACAAACAUAUCCCAUGUCACCAUGUGGUCUAUCUACCCCUUUAUCAACCCUGUAUGAUAUGUUGUACCUUUCAAAAUAUUUUAUCUGUGGUGUGUGUUUGUGUGUGAGAGUGUGUGUGCGUGUGUGUGUGUGUAUAUAUGGUUUGUUAUAUAUGAUGCUCCUUUCAGAAAAAAAUAUACCAUAAACAGGAAAAGCAUAUUGCAGUUUUUUUUUCCUUUGUAUUUUAUACUUACAGAAAGCAUUGAAUAAAAAUGGAUACAUACUUGCACUUUAGAUAUAUUAAGAAAAUAAAAGAUCUGCAUAUUAUUUUUGAUAGGGAUCUCACAUUCAAAGAGUAUACAUUACUUUCCAGGCUGGACAUAGAUAUAUGGAGUUCUACUUAUUGAAGUAUAUUUUGUCUGUGUUUAAGAAGGUUUACUAAAGUAAAAUGCAUGAUAAAGUAGUGCUACACCAAUAUUGUUAUUUUUUAGUUGGUAAAAUGUCUGAAAACUGUGAUAACAAUCCACAUGUACCAUGUUUAACUUCUCCCAUACAUUGUAGAGUAGUUUCUACUGAAUUAUGGCCUUUCCUGAUUAUAUGACGAUGGUGCUUAAUUUGGCUUAGAAAUAUCGGCUCAUCCUACAUUUGAUCAUCACAACUUGCAUCUUACUGUACUUCAUUACUUUGUUUAUGUACUUUCACUACCUUAUUAAAUUUCCGUUGAUGGCAAAACGUGUGCUGUUUUGUAUGUUGUUGUUUUAAUGUUGGAAAGCCUUUGUCGUCUGAAAAUGACUAAUUGCAAUAAAGUCAUUCCUCAUGUU
This is a messenger RNA of Esox lucius (northern pike), 4403 nucleotides long. It is a transcript of the gene purab, whose product is annotated as purine-rich element binding protein Ab. Gene Ontology annotation, molecular function: RNA polymerase II transcription regulatory region sequence-specific DNA binding; DNA-binding transcription factor activity, RNA polymerase II-specific; purine-rich negative regulatory element binding. Gene Ontology annotation, biological process: regulation of transcription by RNA polymerase II. NCBI's taxonomy places the organism in Eukaryota, Metazoa, Chordata, Actinopteri, Esociformes, Esocidae. The coding region runs from base 87 to 929 and encodes 280 amino acids. The record is from RefSeq and is a predicted model, not a curated record. Gene Ontology annotation, cellular component: nucleus. The transcript is spliced from 2 exons.